CUGAUCUUCACUUGAUUCAGAGAUAGUGCAGAAACACUGGCAGAUUAAACCCAGCUCAGCUAGGUAAGUCCUCUCCUACUGCAGAGGACCCGAUGACACACAUAUAAGCGCAGCUACUGAGAAUUCCAUUCAUCAAGUUGAAUUUUCUUGCGUGGCACAACCCUGGACUCCAAAGGGCAGUAUAACGCCCAGUUUCUAAACUGAAAAAGAAUCCAUCCAGUAAUACGUUGCUGAGCAGAGCUGAAGAACUUUAUCAAAGAAAAAACAAAAACAAAAAUAAAAACCAAACAAACACGAAUGACACCAGCAGUACCCAGCGGAAUCCGAUGGAUUUUGUAAGAUCCUUUUCACUCUUCAAACGAUGGCUUCGUUGAGUUUGUGGAUAGGUGACAUUUGGAGUAGGGCAUCUGGAGGGAACCCGUGGAUAAAGGACUUUUUUAGCAGGGUUGCAGCAGCAAGAGAGGAUUAAUCGGUUUUUGCUUCCUGGGGGGGGAUUUAAGAGGAGGAAAGGAAAAAGAACUAAGUCAUGGGGAUACAGCAUCUUCUGGUGAUUUUAAUAUACUUGGACCCCCUGAAUGUACUGCUCUGUGCGGGAACAAGGACAAGAAACAAGAACGGGUCUCCGAGGCGGAAAGGGAAGGAGGUCAAUAGCACUGUUAUUGCUCCAGUGGAACCCCCUAGGAAGGUUAAUACACUAAAAGCUGACCACGAUACGUGCCUCGGUUAUUACGACGUGAGCGGACAAUUUGAUAAAGAAUUUGAAUGCAAUAACACAAGUCACCGUUACUGCUGUGGGAGUUGUUACCUACGCUUCUGCUGUGAUGAGAAAGUGAAAAGAAUUGAUCAAAAAAGCUGUAGGAAUUAUGUAAGUCCGGACUGGAUCCAAACCCCCGUGCCUGGACCGCCUGAGCCAACAGUCAAUACCUACGACCCCGAUUUGGAUCAAACCAAUACAACAGUCUACAUCACAUGUGGGGUAAUCAUUUUUGUCAUCGUCGCUGGAGUCGCCGCAAAAGUUGCUUAUGACAAAGCAACACGACCACCUCAGGAAAUGAAUGUUCACAGAGCCCUUGCAGACAUUUUAAGGCAACAAGGAGCCAGCCCAAUACCGCACUAUGAGCGAGAAAAAAUAACGGCAAUAGAUGGAUCACCCAAAGAAAAUACACCUGUUCGUACUUCCAAAAACCAUUACACACCAGUCCGUACAACGAAAGCCAACCACGGAGGGCAUCACGGAAAGGAUAACUUCAGAAGUGGAGGGCCUGAUCUGCACAACUUCAUCUCAUCAGGAUUCGUGACGUUAGGAAGGGGCCAACAAAAAGGAGACCAGCAGUGGCCAGUGCAGUUGCUGUCCCAAUGCGGUAACCACCAACACAAUUAUAACCACCUGGUACUUACAAGUCCAACCCACACACCUCCAAAUGAACACCCUCGGAUGAUGAACAGCAUUCUUACUUCAGCAACCGAACCCUACGAUCUAUCUUUCUCCAGAUCAUUCCAGAAUCUAUCCCACCUCCCACCAUCCUAUGAAUCCGCGGUUAAAGCUGAUAUAAGUAAAUAUUCCUCUCUGAAGAGAUUAACAGACAAGGAAGCCGACGAAUAUUAUACAAGACGACGACACCUUCCUGAUUUAGCUGCCAGAGGAACUCUCCCACCGCACGUCAUAAAAAUGAAUCAAGACCAACAGAGCAAUUAUAGAGAAAGGCCGAGAAAGUUUCAGCGGGCUAUGUCACAGGACAGAGUUCUAUCACCGGAGAGAGUUCCUCCUCCAGAAGAAUACGGAGGCCGCAUCCUUUCUGACGAGCAACUCCUGUCUGCUGAGCGGCUUCAUUCCCAGGACCCCCUCCUUUCCCCUGAUAAGGUGAUGUCCCUCAAACGCUUUCGUGAAAAGGCCAUGUCUCGAGCCUUGUCUCACACGGAUGUAUUUGUGUCAACGCCGGUCAUGGACCGAUACAAGAUGACAAAAAUGCACUCUCAUCCUAGUGCCUCAAACAAUGUGUAUAACACUUUGACCACGAACCAAACUUCCAACAAGCGGCAGGCCUUUGCUUCGCGACGGACCCACACAGUGGAGCAGCUCCACUACAUCCCAGGACACCACCACCACUACCGUACAGCGAGCAAAACUGAAGUAACUGUUUAAUGAGAGAGCUAGGGCAUAAGCAACAAAAAAAAAGAUCCCAGCAAAAGAAAAUAGUGACCUAGUGUUGCCAAGGUAAUCUCUCGGCGAUCCAUUUUUGAUGAGCUAUUUUAACAAA
Messenger RNA from Polyodon spathula (Mississippi paddlefish), 2258 nucleotides. RefSeq names its product protein shisa-6-like. Gene Ontology annotation, biological process: regulation of short-term neuronal synaptic plasticity; regulation of AMPA receptor activity. The transcript is spliced from 8 exons. Bases 527 to 2143 code for a protein of 538 amino acids. Gene Ontology annotation, cellular component: postsynaptic density; AMPA glutamate receptor complex; dendritic spine membrane. The record is from RefSeq and is a predicted model, not a curated record. Lineage: Eukaryota; Metazoa; Chordata; Actinopteri; Acipenseriformes; Polyodontidae.